Sitodiplosis mosellana (orange wheat blossom midge) is the source of this 1409-nucleotide messenger RNA. RefSeq lists its product as uncharacterized. Lineage: Eukaryota; Metazoa; Arthropoda; Insecta; Diptera; Cecidomyiidae. The record is from RefSeq and is a predicted model, not a curated record. Bases 418 to 927 code for a protein of 169 amino acids. The transcript has 4 exons.
UUUUUUUUCAUUGGAGAUUCUCUAUUUUUACAAGUCAAACGAUUUGAAAUUCAUAUUUCGAGUUGAGAUUUGUCUUUUUUUCAUAUUUUUUACAUUUUUUCCACAGCUCAUCAUAUUCCGUGUGAAUUUUGGCUAUAUCAUCGGCAAUGUCCAAUACACUCACUUGCACCAAUGCGAUUUAAAAAAUAUUGUUCUAGCAAUAAAUACGCAUUUAGAAUGAAACGUCAUGCGCGAAAAACGUUAUUUACAUACAAAACUUCCAUUGACAUUCAGUCUCCUGCAGUAGAAAUACUGCAGAUAAUUUACAAAGAACAUUUAACGUAGACGAAGCAAAGGGUUUGGGCACGGAAUUUUUUUUAAAACGUAAGUGAUUCGAAACGGGAAAGACAGCAAUCUCGCACACCGGGCGUAAGCACAAUGGCUGAAGGAACCUAUGAGUAUGAGUGCAAUCGAGCUGAAUUGCUCGGAAUCGAUCCACCAAAUCGAGUUGACUGGGAAGAGGCGGAACGUGUACGCAGAGAGAAUAAACAGGCUGAAGAAUUGACAGAAAUUGAUAUUCAAAAUGAGAGAACAAAUGAGGGUACUAGUAAAAUGGAUGAGAUAACAAAUAUUUUAUCCAUCACUCAAAUGCGACUCAACAAGUUCAAGAAAGCGUGUGGUAGUUUGACAAAUUUAUUGAAGAUAAAAGGAGGUGAUGGCGCUGAAGGAUCCGAUGCAACAGGUGAUGAAGGUGAGUCUAAUGCUGAAACAAGCAGCCAAUCUGCAAAUGUAGCUUCAGACGGAUCUGCACCGACUCCCGCACAACCGGAUUUGCAGCAAAAGAUGUCCAGUGGCAUGGAUAAACUUGAUGCAUUGUUAACAAAAACUGAAAACGCUCAAUACUCCAUGGGACACCAAACCAAGCAAAUGAAAUCAUUUCUGAAAUAAAUCAAUCACCCCUCCCCCCCCUUUUUUUUAAAUGUCAACUCAUUUGAGAACAUCGAAUACAAUGUUCCUGCAUUUUUCUUGGCCAAGUGUGGAUUAAAUCGCUUAAGUUUGACUAUUUGAUUAGAAAUUAAGUUGAAUGUUGAAGACACCAAUUUGAAAUCUUUCUUCUAUAUUCACUUCGAAUGAGAUACAUACGUUUAUGAUGAAACUGUGAGAUUGUAAUGCUUCCGAUUGCUAACGCUGCUAUUUUUGUGACAAGAAAAACAAACUUAAAAAUAUUUUCUUCAUAUACACUUAAAUUACAACAAAUUUCCAUUUGAGCAUUUAUUUUAUGAAUGUCUUAUAUCUAUUUAAAACUAUACUGUAGCAGUAGUUGUUGAUGUUGAAUGUUGUGCAAAGCAUUAUAUAAAAAAGCAAUAAAUCACCAAUCUAAGUGAUUCUCUAUCAAUAAAACAUUUUAGCCAUAAACUAUUUAAAAAAAA